This is a messenger RNA of Radiomyces spectabilis, 2942 nucleotides long. Its product is annotated as nucleoside phosphatase family-domain-containing protein. The record is from RefSeq and is a predicted model, not a curated record. Gene Ontology annotation, cellular component: membrane. Bases 225 to 2822 code for a protein of 865 amino acids. Lineage: Eukaryota; Fungi; Mucoromycota; Mucoromycetes; Mucorales; Radiomycetaceae. Gene Ontology annotation, biological process: nucleoside diphosphate catabolic process. The transcript has 2 exons. Gene Ontology annotation, molecular function: nucleoside diphosphate phosphatase activity.
GCUUUGUCUUCGUCUUUCAUUCUGCAUUUUGAUUCCAAAUUGUCUCCCUCAUUUUACAUUACUGGUAAGCUUUUGCCAUGACGACGCGACUCGUCAUUAUGUACACUCGGCUCUUACUGUUUCUGUAUACAGUCUAGUCCAACGCUGUAUAGCAUUUAUCUAUUCUUAUCGCCCUUCAUUCCAAAGACAGCCUUUUAUCUCUUUUUUUUUUCCUCCUCAUCUGAAUGCUCCAUCGGUCUCUUACCAAACGACAAACCGAUAUUACCACUCUGCAAAGCGAUCAUGACUGGAAAAAGAACAGACGUUAUGGCAUUGUUAUCGAUGCAGGCUCUUCCGGUUCAAGAGUCUAUGUUUAUUCGUGGAAGGAUCAUGAACAUGUAAAGUCCAUCACGCCACCCGAGCAACUUAGAGGAAAAAUCCCUAUUGUGGAACGAGGUGAUCAACACGGACUCAAAUGGACUCAUCGUCAAGAACCCGGCAUUUCUACAUUUGGAUCCAAACCUAGUGAGAUCGGUGAACAUCUCCGAACGUUAUUGAAUUUUGCCAAAGAAGUGGUGCCUGAAGAAAAUUAUACCACUACACCUGUAUUUCUCAUGGCCACCGCUGGCAUGCGUCUUUUGCCAGAAUCAGAACAGGCGACCGUGCUCGACGCCACUUGCGCAUAUAUUCGUGACAACUACCCAUUUUUUAUGAGCGACUGCAAUACGCAUAUUAAAAUUAUUCCGGGCGAAUUGGAAGGCGUCUAUGGUUGGGUAGCGACCAACUACCUGAUGGGUGGAUUUGAUCUCAGUAUUCAAAACUAUAUCGACAAUGACGAGGGUCAACGAGAGACUCACCACACGUUUGGUUUCUUGGAUAUGGGAGGCGCAAGCACGCAAAUUGCAUUUGAACCUGAACAUCAUCAAAAGGAGGAGCACAAAAGUCACUUGGCCAAAAUUCAUCUUCGCACAUUGGAUGGCCGAUCCGUGGAUUAUGACGUCUUUGUUACUACCUUUUUGGGCUAUGGUAGUAAUGAAGCGCGACGACGCUACUUGGAAGAACGCGUUAAGCAGAUGUACGCUCAGGAAAGCGGGAAAAAUGUGCUAGACGAACAUCACAGUCUUCAUUUGGACGAACCUUGUCUUCCUGUGAAUUUGAACAUCACCGAUGCUCAUUCCACCAGUGUCCCGCUCACGUUGCAUGGAACGGGAAAUUUUACGCAAUGUCUGGAAGCCACGUCGCCAUUGUUGAACAAAGAUGCGGAAUGUAAAACGGAGCCUUGUCUUUUCAAUGGAGUUCACACACCUCACAUCGAUUGGUCCGUCAAUAAGUUUGUAGGAAUCUCGGAAUACUGGUAUUCGUCUCAUGAUAUUCUCGGUCUGGGAGGCGUUUAUGACUUUAAAGAGUACGAAACCAAGGCAAGCGAAUACUGUGCCAAGGAUUGGACCGUGCUGAUGUCGGAGCAUAAAGAUUUGAGCGUCGUCGAAGUUCAGAGAUACCAGCUGCAAUGCUUCAAAUCGGCCUGGAUCGUGAAUGUCUUGCAUAAUGGUAUCGAAGUGCCGCGUAUCGUCGAUCCCGGUGGACAUCUCAGCGAUGAUGCCAAACUUCUUGAACAAUCCAUCGAAAGCGUUCAAUCCAAGAACUGGACAACGCCGUUCCAGAGUAUCGAUACCAUCAACGAUAUUCAGGUCUCCUGGACACUUGGCCACAUGGUGCUCCACGUAACGAAUCAGAUCCCCUUGCUGGACUAUCCUAAUCAGUUAAGCGGCCACAGCACCGACGACGAAGGGCCACAUCAAAUUGUAGAUGGCGUUGAAUUACCUGAACCAGGCGAUCAUGAUCACAGUCGUCCCAUUGCCGAGAUUUCUCCAAGCAGCAAACCCGGGCUUCUGGACAGCCUGUGGAUGGACACUUCGGUCUUUAGUAUUGGCAUCAUGUUGGUCAUGAUUGCUUGCAUUGGGUUCAUCUGGUAUCUUUAUAACAAUUCGCGACGGAAACGACGAUUCGAUGGCGAUUAUCGACGACUGGAUGGCGGAUCCAACGGCGGACUUUUAGGAGUCAGUACCGGUACGACGGGCCAGUCGACGCUGGGUAGUGUGAAGAAUGCACUGUCGUCCACGAUAUCACGGAGCGCGGUUUUAUUGCGGUAUUGGACAUCACGGUUGCUGCGAGGUAGAGGCAUGUAUGUCAACGCGAACAAUGGACCAUCCGAUCCACCGAUUGUUACGGAACCCAUCAACUUGAAUGACAGUGUCAGCAUCAACAUGAACAUGAAUACGCCCAACGACAACACCAACGGAUCAAGAACAACGCUGGGACCUUCAAAAAAAUCGCACAGCUUUGUGUCCAGGAAAUAUUGGAGCAAAAAACGGUACAGCGGUGACAGUCAUAAUAUUGGAAUGCUGAUAGCGAACGGGAAGCCCGGUAGCUAUCAUGGAAGUGAAGGGUCAGGAACCUUGCCAUUCCGUAGUUCAUCAUCAGCAUUUGGUCUGGCGAAUCGGAGCAGCAGUACUUCGAAUUUAACAGCGCGUACAGGCAGUUCACCAAACCUGCAUGGUCUCUCGACAAUGUCCAUCGAACGAGCUCCUUCGCCUUUAGCCGGUGAAGCCAUGGGUGCCUCGGCUAGUCGACCCACAUCACGAAUUGGAUUUGCGAUUCAUGAAUUAUCUGACGAAGAUGAGUAUGCUCUUAGUGAUGGUCCACUCUCGACCCGGCAGCACCGAGAAGCUCCCGGUACGACUGCGGCCUCCACUCAUGCUUGGCUUCCCAGCGACUCCAGUCCCCGUGGUAGUCCUCGAGCUAGUCUUGAUGAUCGAAGGAAACCGAUAGAAAAGAAUACGUAAAAAAAAGCUAGACCUUUUGUAUAAUUUCCAUCUUUGCAUGGAAUGUUCAUUUAUCAUUUUUUUUCUUCUUUUUACACAUAUUAUACCACAUAAAAUCGUCAUUAAUUUUUUAUUCAAUCC